Molecule: messenger RNA, 2346 nt
Organism: Ostreococcus tauri
Lineage: Eukaryota; Viridiplantae; Chlorophyta; Mamiellophyceae; Mamiellales; Bathycoccaceae
Product: unnamed product
Exons: 1
Coding region: 1-2346 (781 amino acids)
Source: RefSeq, a predicted model, not a curated record
AUGUCGGACGCCCGCCGCGUGCACAAGCUCGCCCUCGGCGGGAGUGAAAAGAGACAACGAUACGUCAUCGAGACCAGAGUCUCCGGGGGCGGACGACUCGGGGUGAUUCUCACCGGUUUGCGAAGUCCCGAUCGCGUGCUGGCGAGCGCGCCGUCGCCGGGGGUCGCGCUCGCGGCGAAUGAAUUCGUGUGCGUCGACGCCGACGUCGAGCGCGAGUUGCUCCGGGCGCGGGCGAUUCGAAUCGUUCGGGAGGUGAACGGCGAGCGCGUGUGCGCGCUGAUCACGGAGGGCGACGACGCGGGUGACGGAGGCGCGGACGACGGCGGCGAGAGGGAGAGGGAGACGGCGACGGGGGCGACGCGGGACGCGACGGCGAGCGGCGGCGACGCGUUGGCGAUGUUGAGCGGGAUCAUGAAAGGCGUGAGUCCGCGAGUGGUGCGGAGCGACGACGCGGGAUCGAUCGCGGUGGAUGGUGGGUCGGUGGGUCGGGUGGGUCCCUCGAACGGGGGCGCGCGGGCGAAAACGUCGACGAUCAUGACUCCGAGGACGGCGAGAGGGAGCGCGCCGGGUCGAGGGACGCCGUCGCCGAGCGCGGGGGGGACACCGGGCUCGAGCACGUCUCUUCCGUUGGGGACGUUUGGUGACGAACGGCGGCAGUCGUUUUUCUCGCCAGCCGCGUUCGCGCCGGCGGCUGACGCCGCGACGCGCGCCGCCGGUCGAGACGACUACAUCGAGAGUAUGAUGAAUGAUUUUUCCGCCGCUCUUCUGGGCGGGGCGUCCGCUGGCGUCGGUACGGCGGGAGAUUUCACCGGCUUGGCUCCGACGUUUGGAGCAACCGUGGACACGCGCGCGGCGGCAAACAGAGACAGAGAUCUCCAACCGUUCUUCACCUCGACGAGCUCGCCUGCGAGCGGCGCGCUGGAGGGUGCGUUGGAAGAGAACGUGGACGUCGCGCCGGUGGAAGACGUAUCAGGCUUGUACGGCGGUGAUUCCAGGGUAGAGGUCGACACGUCUUUGGGCCUCGACGCAACGCCCGCCGAGCUCGCGGAUCUCCUGAACAGGUCGCGAAUGCUUCGAAACGUGACGAACGAGUUCGGUUUGGACGACGACGUUGGCCUGGGAAUCGUCGAGACUGAGCGCGAGAUUGAUGCCCCGCCGCCGCAAACAUCGUCUCAAGAAAUUUGCGCCGCAUUUAACUUGCGAGGUGAGACGUUCGGUUGCAAAGGGUGCGUCGAUCGUCACGUUUGUCAACUUUGCGAAUCGCCUCGUCACACAUUCGGGCUGUGCCCUUCGCUGUACGCCAGCGUGCACAAGCGCGGCGAGUUACGCGUGUGCCUGGAUUAUUACUUAAACUCCGUCGAUGACACGGGUGGAGCGCUGCGAGGCGGAUGGAACCAAGAGAAGCACUCCUGGAGUCUUUGCCCGCGCGGAAAGGAAUGCGAACUCGAACACGUAUGUGGAUCGUGCGGAAAGUGUGGGACAAACGAGCACUUACCUACGUGUCGCCUGCAUGCUGUGUUCAACGCGCCUCCACCCGUGGAUCUGUGUCGAAAGUAUUAUCUGCACUCCCUCGGGGACUACUUUAAACUCGAGGGCGACUCGCAAAAAUUCAAGGUCGGCGCCAGUGGUGGAUGGGCGCUGUGCGCAAAGGGUGACAGGUGCCACUCGCGCCACAUCUGUGGACACUGCGGCGAGGAGGGACGGGGGAAGCAUAAACCCGAAUGCAAACUUAGUUCGGUGUGCGGUGUUGUCCAGGACGCGAACAAGGCGCCGUGCUUCUUAUAUUACAUGAAGUCGAUGGCUGGCGUUCGCGAAUUUGAAAAGGGUCUCCUCGGCGGUAGCGCAAAGGCGUUUUGUUCUCAGAAGAAGGGCGAAUGCACGGGUUAUCACGUAUGUGGCUCGUGCGGGAAAGAAAACGUCUCUCCGCACAGCGGCGAAGGGCACACGGCGUCGUGUCGCAUGAGAACCAUCUCGAACGAAGUCGAUCCGACGCUCAAUCCGAGGACAAAACAGCUGCUCAAAGAUUACGAGGAAGAGCUCGAUCGCGUUCGUCAGAGCGCGAAAUCUCGAGAGACCGCUUCGACGCAGACUCCCAUCGUCGAAAUGAAGACGACGAAGUCGAGCGAAGCAGACGAGAACGAAAUGACGAAGAUCGACGUGAAGAGAUGUCGUGUACUGAAAUCGCAAAUAGAAGCCGUCCUGCGCGGAAUCGACGAUACGAUGGAUUUGCUCUGCGAGGAGGCGGUCGAGAGAGCGGGAACGGAGGUGAAGAGGAGCGCAAAUCCGAUGCAUCGACUGGAAAAGAUUAGGGAAGGACUACGACUGAUGGGUGAGUGGACGAAGUGA